Messenger RNA from Cornus florida, 1044 nucleotides. RefSeq names its product nitrogen regulatory protein P-II homolog. Gene Ontology annotation, biological process: regulation of nitrogen utilization. The transcript is spliced from 8 exons. Gene Ontology annotation, cellular component: chloroplast thylakoid; cytosol. The coding region runs from base 200 to 820 and encodes 206 amino acids. Lineage: Eukaryota; Viridiplantae; Streptophyta; Magnoliopsida; Cornales; Cornaceae. Gene Ontology annotation, molecular function: enzyme regulator activity; ATP binding. The record is from RefSeq and is a predicted model, not a curated record.
GGAAGAGAGAGGGGGGGGCAGAGGGGUUUGGUUUCACCAAGCGUCAUACAUGCCAUGCCAACGUGAUGCGUCACUGUCAAGCACAACACAGCACAGCACAGCACAGCACAGCACUCCUCCCCUAUAAAAACCAAGAGCGUUAACUGCGAGGUGGUUCAGUAUCUCAGAGAUCAGCACUCAAAUCUCUCUCUCUAACCAAAUGACAAUGGCAAUGGCUGCUCCUUCAAUGCCCAAAGCAGGCGGUCUGAGUCCCCUCUACUUUCGUGUCAAAGAAUGCCCUCUUUCCGCCUCCAGUUUGAUCCGUCACAAGUUGAGCCAAACUCUAUUUGCUCCUCAACUCACCCUCCCACUCAAACGCACAACCACAAAUGCGUCUCUUCUUCCUAAAAUUGUAGCCCAAACUUCUCCAAAUUAUGUGCCGGAUGCCAAGUUUUACAAAGUGGAAGCCAUUCUGAGGCCAUGGCGAAUCCCAAAGGUUUCCUCGGCCCUGCUGAAAAUGGGUAUCCGUGGCGUUACAGUUUCUGAUGUUAGAGGUUUUGGAGCUCAAGGUGGUAUGACUGAGAGGCAGGCUGGCUCUGAAUUUUCUGAAGACAAGUUUGUAGCUAAAGUUAAGAUGGAGAUUGUGGUGAGCAAAGAACAGGUUGAAGCAGUAAUAGAUAAGAUAAUUGAAGAGGCAAGGACUGGAGAGAUUGGCGAUGGCAAAAUUUUCCUGGUGCCUGUCACAGAUGUAAUAAGAGUUCGCACAGGUGAGCGCGGAGAAAAGGCUGAGAGGAUGAUGGGAGGGCGAUCUGAUGUGUCCUCUGCUGCGAGGCAUUUCUAAGUUGCAAUAUGACUGGUGCAAGUUUAGCAGUGUACUACUUACAUAAAAAUAGGAGACUUUCUAGUUUCUAUAUGUAAUACCUGCUGUGCUGCUCUGCUCUGCUCUGCUCUGCUCUGAAUGAGAAUAAAGGCCGGACGGCCGGGACCAGUCUGUGCAACUUUGGUUUUAUGAGAAUAGAAAGAUAAAACUUGGAAUAGUACGUAGCUGCUUUGUCUUGUUUGAUA